Molecule: messenger RNA, 488 nt
Organism: Ceratosolen solmsi marchali
Lineage: Eukaryota; Metazoa; Arthropoda; Insecta; Hymenoptera; Agaonidae
Gene: Eth
Product: ecdysis triggering hormone
Exons: 5
Coding region: 1-444 (147 amino acids)
Source: RefSeq, a predicted model, not a curated record
AUGAAGAAUUCCAAUUGUCAGACCAUUAUUAGGAGCUGCACUUUAACAGCCAUGUUAAUUGCAAUGAUUCUGAUAUUUAUUGGAUAUUCGCACGCAGCAGCAGCUGCGAAAGAGCCUCCGGCAUUCUUUUUAAAAAUUGCCAAAUCUAUUCCACGCAUUGGUAGAAGUGACAAUGCUCUCGUUGCAAAUUCAAAUGGGCCUCACGAUGAUCCCUGGUACGAAGAUUCGGAUCAGCUGAAUGAAAUUGUUAAAAGAAAAAUUGCCUAUACAUCGGAAAGCGAUACAAAAAAUUGGCAACACUUUCCAUUAGCGAUCGAAGGACCACCCGAAUUAUGGAGAACGUUGGCUGGUUACAGUAGUAACGAUCCCCUUCACAGAUCAUUAAACGAAUUCGAUAAUGGAUUAUGGCCGAGAGACAAAAGAUCGAGUAAUCUGCAGCCAUGACGAUAAUUCUGUGCAAAAUGUAUUCUUAUUAUGCUUAUUUUCGU